Chilo suppressalis (striped riceborer) is the source of this 5559-nucleotide messenger RNA. Lineage: Eukaryota; Metazoa; Arthropoda; Insecta; Lepidoptera; Crambidae. The record is from the annotation of a GenBank genome assembly.
GCUACUACUACUUUCAAGAUCAAGACAGACGCUAGAAAAUAACACAAUUCAAUCUAAUUUGUUUCAAAGCAUAAUUUUAGCGUUUCCUAUUUAUUUCUUUACAUGUUCUACGUUUUUUCAUAAAAUAAUUUUCAAUGAUGUAAGCUGCAAUAGAUAUUGAAUUUGCAUGAAUUUUCAAUUUCGUUUAUUUUGUAAAAAUAGGUUAUCAAUCGUUCGCGUAGUAGUGCAACAACUCAGUUUUGUUAGAAAAUCUUCAGUUUAUAAGAUAUGGAAGCUGCUGUAGAACAACUUCCAGAUCAUUCGGAUGCGGAUAGUGUAAAAUUAAGUGAGGUGGGCUAUCAAACGUCCAACUCCCAAGCAGAAGAAAAUCCGAAACCAAACGGUGUCACAGAAUCCGACAACGUUACAGUUGAAAAUGUCGAUUUGCCUUCCGAAAAAAUAGAUGCUAAUGGUGACUCUGUCACUAUUACCGAGCCUAUUGCAAAUAAUUCUGUGGAAAAAAGAGACACUACGGAAACACAGCUAGAAAUAACAACCGUUGAAGGCAUAGAUUCCAAUAGUGUUUCGGCCGAUGAUAUAUCAGCUCCAGAUGAGCAAGAAAAUGCAAAAAUGACCUCAGAUAUAGAGAAAACAUUAGGGUCACCACAUCUUAUUUCAUCUUCGGAGCCAGAGAACCAGAGGACAGAGUCUGUUGUAAAUGAAAUUCGGAUUGAAGAGGUAGUGGUUGAAACUACUAUAAAUGCUGAGUCUGUUAAUGAAAAUAUGCAAUUUGAGACAAAAGUGGUUGUUGAAAGUAAUGAUACAAAUGAAAUUGACAUGAGUGCAAAUAGUGAGUCUGCACAUAAUAUAUUGAAUGAAAUGAAUCAAAAUAUUGAGUUGAGUGAAGUUCUGUGCUCUUCCGAUGUGACUGAUAAUGUAGAAAAUAACAAUUGCUCAAUCAGACAAGAAAUGUUUAAUAAAGAAGAAUUAUUGGAUAUAUUAGAGGGUAAUGAUGUUCAUUGUAGUGAACACCAAGUUAAAGAAAGGGAAAUAAUUGAGAGUAAAGAGACAGAAAUUAAUAGAGAAAUGGCAUUAAAGCAAUUAACUCGACUUAAGAAAGUAAGGAAACCACUACGUAAAAUAGAGCUGUUACCUAUUCCAAAGAAAAAAAACAAAACAAAAAAAGUGGUUGAAAUUAGUAAUGAAGAUAAUAUAGUGAAUGCUUUGGUAAAAGACUGGGAUGAUGAAAUAGAAGAGGAAGAUGCUUUGGAUGACAAUGAUAUUUCAUCAAUUGAAUCCGAGCAGGUACUAGAAAGUACUCCAAAUGCUAUUAAAGAUAAAAAAAGAGCUUCAAUUGAUUCUGUUACUAGCGAUGGACAGACAUCUAUUUUAAAUAAGAGUGGAGAUGAUAGUCAACCACAAAGAAGAUUAGGCAGAGUUAUAAAAAAGAAAGUUAUAUUUGAUCCUGAUAAUCCAGACACAUUCACAAAAGGUAAAGUUCAUACUAAAAGUAGGGAACCACAAACUGAUAAAGAUCAACCACCUUCUAAAAAAGUUAAAGCAGAACCAAUAGCACAAAGGGCAAAAUCAAAAUCUCCCACUUCUAAACUGCAAUGGAAGAAACCUUCUUCUAAGAAUAGCAAACAAAACAAAAGAUUAUCUGAAGUAGAUAGACUUCUCAUGGAUGAAGGUGCUGUGAACAUGAUUUACCAGUUAACACCAGAAGCGCCAAAGGGAAAGAAAAAUAUGAGAACCAAGGCAGAAUUUAUUAAGAAAAUACAGAGUACUACUCCUGAAAGCAAGGAGAUGAAAUUUAGAGAAAGGAAAAAAGAGCUCAAAGGUGAAGAUGGAGAGCCUAAAAAAAUACUAGGUGGCAAACACAGGACAUCUUUGAGUAGCUCAGUUCAGUCUCCAUCAAUGUGUGAAGACUUUGAAAACCACAGUGCUGAUGAUUCUAUAAUCUACCGCCGCCAUUCAUCAAGCUCAUAUUCAAGUAGUUGUUUGAGCCCCCGUCGUCUAAGUGAUAUGGAGGCUAGUAUUAAUCAAAAUUCAAAUGUUUUGCAUCAAGCCUUGGAUAAUAAAUUGCAACUUCUAGAUGAAUCUAGCUCUCCUCAAGCAAAAGAUGUGAAACACACUCCUGCUAAAGAAAUUAUUAAUAAAGAUGACUGUUUGUCAAUUAAAAAGAAGUUGAACUCUAAGCUGUCUUUGGCAUUAAACAAGAGAAAAAAAGAUAUGGGUAAAUCUGAUAAAUCACUGAAGAAACAAGUUAAAUCAAGUGAAACUGAGGUCAAAAACGAGAUUGGUAAUUACAAAAAUCUAACUGUUAAAUGUGAACACAGGAUUGCUGAAAUUUGUAUUAAAAAUACAAAUACUAAAUUUAGUCUAGAGAAUGUUAAAGAAGUUAUGGAGGCUUUAUCAUAUGUGGAUUUGAGAACGGAUACAUCUGUCACUUUACUAACAUCAGAAUGUGGAACAUUGUGUUCAGAGUUAGAUUUUAGACCAUCAUUGAACAAUGAUUUGGAAGUAAGGCAAAAAGCUGCAAAUGAGAUCACUGAAUCACUAAGAUCGUUAUUGUGGGCUGUGGGGCAGCAUAGCAAGUUAUUAUGUGUGGCGGUAGGCAACGCGUGCGCGGGAGGUAUUGCCGUAGCCCUGGUCGCGAUGGCAGACAUGUCUUUAGCUGCAGAGGGCGCCACCUUCGCUCUAUCGCACGAUCCGUCAGCACCACCCGCGCCAGGAAUAGCCGCUCUUAUCACGUCUCACCGACAACUGCCACAAGCAUUGAUAAAUGAUAUGGUGUUAUUCGGCCGACGAUUAUCAUCAUUCGAGGCUUUACAAGGCGGUCUCGUCAGCCGCGUGUUAUGCAACGCCGGGUUCUCUGCUCAAGUGCAAGCAGUAGUCAGUGAAAUUGCGAAUCAACCUAUGGAGGCACUCCUACUAAAGAAGAAGUUGCUUGGACUCAAGAAACCGUCAGCUGACGUAUUUUUGUCACAUUUGGAGACAGAACGAGGCCUCAUGGUUAAUUAUUGGACCUCCGCGGAAGGCCAACAAGCUAUCAAGGCGUCCAUCCAAAAUUCUCAGUAACAUUGCCACUGUAAAUGCUAAAACGUGAAAUUGGAAACACUUCGGUCGAGGUUAAUAUUUAACCCUUUCAAUGUGUAUUCGAGUAAAUAUUCGUGUUUUUGGAGUGUACACAAAACCAAAUCAUGAAUUGUGAAAACGCGAAAGACUUUGUGAAAGAACAUUCACAUUAAUAUAUUUUUGGCAUCCUGAUAGUGGUAAUUUCUUAACACCGUUUGGCGAUUAGGAUACUGUUCAUGUCAGUAGUACUAUAUUAGUCAAAAAAGUUCAUGUGUAUUUAAUAACUUCCAAGGGAUUUGUGUUUUUUUCAAUGCCGUAUUUUUGAUGUAUGGUCUCCAUAAUCUUUUUAUGGUUAAAUAGAAGCUUUGUUACAAGCACGUGUGUUUUUAUUGUCCAUUGCACCCGGAAGUGUUUCGUCAAUUCCGCUGGACUAACAAAUAGAUGAAAAAUGAGACCAAUACUGCCAACGUUAUCACAUUGUGAGCUGUACAUUUAUGUCCUCAACCAAACAAUAAAAAGGGGUUGCAAUAAUUUUAUGUCGCUAAAAGUAUUAAUAAUAACAAAAAAAAUACUUAUAUGAAUUUCGUGUUUCAUAAUACUCUAGGUAUAAUACUACACACUAUAACGAAUGUAUGUUACACAUUGUCGUUUGCGCCCGUUCACAAAAUCUGCAUAAUGCCAGAAGAGGAAUAACUGGUAUUCUUUCAAAUCUAUGAUGGGUUUUAUACUUCAUAGGAUAUGUCAGGGUUCUUAACAUAGGUUUAUAUUUGGUGCAGUCAUUGACAAAUUCAAAGAAAUUGUUAGUAAUAAAAUAACUUAUUAAUAAAAUACCUGUAGUAGGUAUUUUGCUAUACGGCAAAUAUAUUUGCUUUCUGUUGAAAUUUUAGAAAAGAAAGACUACGUGUUUGUAUGACAAUGUUCUCCCCCUGCAGUUAUCGAAGAGGUCUAAAACGUUCUGGUUACAAUAUAAUAUAGUAAUUGCAAUGUACUAGUACUGGGAACAGCUGCGAGACUCGAAAUUAAUCAUUAAUAAAAUGUAGACCGCUUUAUUUAUGGUGACUGUCUUAUAAACAUUGUUUUGUACCUUUUUGUCUUUAAUUUCAUUUUCUGCCUUGAAUGUAAGUACACAUUGGUGUAGCUUUAUCCAAAAAUAAGGCAGUCUUUGUAAACACCUAAAAGAUUUAGAUUUUAGUCAUAGAUUAUUAUGUUAUGUUAUAGAUAAAAUUGUUUAUCUCCUUGUUUUAGAUGUUAUGAGUUUAUAAUUUAGAGCGAGAUAUCUUGUUUCAACAGCCAAAGUUCUAUAAUGAGAUACACUUGGUAAAGGAGUGGCUAACAAUAUCAAAUAAAAAUAUAUAUUUUAAGAGUAUUCAUUCCUUUCUGACGCGAAAUUGACUGUUAUAUUACUUUUUCUCUUAUAAUUAUUAUGUAGUUAUUUUAUUAGUUCUCAUAAGAUAUAAGAAUAGCAAUAAUUUAUUUCCUUCUAGUUAUCAUUACUACUUACCUAAUAAAAAGUGCCUUUCAUCAUCAUAAUAUAAUUUUGGGUUAGUAACUUUACACAAAAAAUACUUACUCCUUGAAACCAAAAGACCAUAACUAAUUAAAUAUUGUUGGAUUGAAACACUUACGUUUAUGUAUAAUUGUACACUCUAAACUUUCAAGUAAUGCAAUAUUUUAUUCUCUAAGUUUGUUAUUGACCUUGUCGUGUCACGAUGGAAAAUCGAAAGUGGUUAACGCACUUUGCGAUUAUUGCUUGAGCUUGAUCCAAAUAUAAUAAUAAGCUUCACACAAUCUCGACAUUGAAUGAAACCGCUUCUUGCAUCUACGAAUGUACCCACAGAAGCUCUUUAGCAUCUACGUAACUCCAAUCUCCAAUCUAUUAACAACCUUAGUGGUUUAGUUCAAACUUGAAGUUUGUAUAUUUAUCUGAUCAUUAUGUCGAACCUUUAAUGAUAUUUUGAAUCGAACGCUUUCAAGUAAAAACCAUUAUACACAGGUAUACAUAUAAUUGAUUGUAAAAUUUAUUUCCUUUGUUCUUUUCUUAUUUUGUUUCCCUACUUGUUAUAGUUUAGAUACGUAUACUUGAACAUGUAAGCAGAAUAGAAGAUAGUGCAACAUACUUUUUAAUUUUAAAAGUACGUAUAUUUGUUUUUUUUACUUCCAUUACGAAUUUAGUGAUUUGCGAUAUGGUUACAAUAAUUAAAUUACCAUACAGUACAAUAGCAAUAUACGGCGUUAACAAGCUGUGAAAGCAUGUCACUUAACUGUGUGACUUUUACUGGUUAAAACCCAUGAGGUAUAAGAAUAGAGUGAGGAAGGCGGCUCUAAAAGUGUCCGUCUCGUAGAAAGAGAAAGAAGAUGAGAGAAGGCUAGCCUUUCUCUCCGACCGACGAAUACCGACCAAUCACACGACUACACAGCAAUACCGACCAAUCGCACGACUGCGCAGCGUCACAAAAGAGAGAGAGAGAUAUAGGUUGCUUUCCAAUUACAGCAUUAUUGCGC